AGAAACUCCCGAGUCAUUGGAUCCAUGGCCGCAGGGCUGGCAGCAAGAGGGGACAGUGCAUUGUCCCCAGAUACCCUGAUUAAUCCUCGGCGUCGCCCCUCUGACACGGAUGACUCGAUCCCUGCAAAACGCCCAAGAAGGGUGUCGAAUUCCCCAGUCAAACCCUCCAAUGGACCGCGUCAGAAGAUCACGCGCGCCUGCGAUCACUGCAAAGAGAAGAAGACGCGCUGUACGGGAACGCUUCCAUGUGUCAGGUGCAUGCGACUGGAUCUGCCCUGCCAAUAUAACGCCGCUUACUCCCGGGGGUUGCCACCAGAGCCUCUCCCCGCACCGCCGUCAAUAGCGGACGGCCACGCAUACAGUCCCGGUGCCAAGAGAGGCCCCCAAACAGACGGAGGCCUGGGACACCGACGCUCAUCAUCCGCGCGACGGUCUCCUAGAGUACCUGUCGUUUCGCCUCAGCAACCUCAAGCUCGAAAUGAGGUCUCUCAGCGCAAUUCCCCUGACCCAGCGGUGACCGACUUCGAAGGCAAUUAUCUAGGACCGGCCUCGGGAGUCUCCUUUCUCAACCGAGUAUGGCGUCGCCUACAUCAGGAUGAAGUACAUGCCAUUCCAGAUGGCCUGGAGAAUGAGUCCUCCCCCAGGAACACCUCGGUGUUCAUGUUUGGUGACAAGCCAUACUCAGACUACCGCGAGGUUACUUUCUCACUUCCCCCGUUUGAUAAAGCGCAAGAGCUGGUGAGCAUCUACUUUGACUUUUCGAUGGUGACAUAUCGAUUUCUUCAUCGGGGAAUUGUAGAAGAGUGGCUCUGCCAGGUGUACCUAAACAACGUCUCCUCUGCAAACCCUCCAACGGGUCCCAUGGUAGUGCGGACGGCCAUCAUCCUCAUGAUUUUUGCUGUUGGCACGCUCUAUGAGGAGCAAAAACCGGACCGUUCGGUUGAUGGGUGGUGUAGAAGCGAGCAGUGGUAUGCAGCCUCCAAAUACAUGACCUCCCUGGAAUCGGGGCCCCCACGACUAGAGACCGUGCAGGCUAGGCUAGGUCAGUGCCUUUACUUGCUGUCUACUUCUAGAGCAAAUGAAUGCUGGUAUUCAUUUGGCACUGCUCUUCAGCUCGUAACGGCCCUGGGCCUGCAUCGAAAGUUCCCAGGUAGGCUACCCAAGUGUGGAAAUACCUAUCUGGAUCGAGAGCUCCGCAAGCGUCUUCUCUGGAGCGCAUAUAUGUUGGACAGGUAUCUCAGCGUAAUGUUCGGGAGGCCGCGUUUAUUACACGAUGAAGACAUCGAUCAAGACCUCCCGGAUGAAAUCAAUGAUGAAGACAUGCUGCAGGAGGACCCGGAAAGACGCACUGGGUCCGCCGAUUGCAUGAUGAUUGCGUCCAUCCUACAUUUCAAACUUGGUCGCAUUCUGGGCGAUAUCUCUCGACAGCUCUACACGGUGAAUCCAUCGUCUCGGAGUCCACCACUUGAGACGGCUGCCCGGCUCACGUCCCGAUUAGAGGAAUGGAAAGCGACAGCCCCGCCACUUUUCAACGGAGUGCGCGCAACCAGCCUCAUCCCCCCUCUUUGUAGGCAGAGCCAGGUGUUACAACUGGCUUACUCGCACGCGGUCAUCCAUGCGACCAGAUCGUUUCUGCUGAACGACAUGUCAGAUCUGAGACGUAGGCCGUCAACCCCGCAUCCCGUAGCGUCCAAUCUCGUACACAAAUGUGUGGAAGCCGCUCAAGAGGUCAUGGAACUGGUAGACGGCCUGGCCAAACAGAGCAUUUUGAUCCAUUCGUUCUGGUUCACGCACUACGUGUGUUUCUGCGCAAUCACAGUGGUUUAUAUCUAUAUCAUCCAACAACACCGCGAAACCAACCCAAGGACUUCAUCUCCAGGCACCGGAGACGUCUCUCUGAGCUCUCUCUUCAGAUUGGCGGAGACGUGCCAACAACACUUGGCAGAGGCUACGCGUAAGAACUGCCCGAGCCGCCGCUACAGCAUUAUCCUAGAAGAGUUACGAAAGGAAGUUCACCAACAGAUUGGGCCGGACGCCGACUGCUUGGUUGAUUCGUCUGAGCAACAGCGGCUCAAACCUGCCACACGUCGGGAUGAACUACCAAUGGAAGCGCAGCAGAUCGGUCUCAACAACAUCUAUUCCCCUAUUUCACUGAAUAGUCCUGUGGCUUAUUCGGGUAGUCUGCAACCGGCGGCUGAUCUCGCAGCACAGUCGUUUGAACCUGACAGUGAUAUCGGAUUCAUUGAGAACUUGGAGGGAUCAGUGUGGUGGACACAGUUGGACUCUUGGGCAUUUACCAAUCUUCCCAGUGAUCCUUUGACAUUUGGGUUGUAAUAUAUAACUAGAAUAUUAGCAUUAGAUUUAGCAGCUGUUAGUAGAAAAUAUGACAUUGGAUAAAAAUAGAAAG
Messenger RNA from Aspergillus welwitschiae, 2407 nucleotides. RefSeq names its product Zn(II)2Cys6 transcription factor. The record is from RefSeq and is a predicted model, not a curated record. NCBI's taxonomy places the organism in Eukaryota, Fungi, Ascomycota, Eurotiomycetes, Eurotiales, Aspergillaceae. Gene Ontology annotation, cellular component: nucleus. The coding region runs from base 25 to 2334 and encodes 769 amino acids. Gene Ontology annotation, biological process: DNA-templated transcription; positive regulation of transcription by RNA polymerase II. Gene Ontology annotation, molecular function: sequence-specific DNA binding; zinc ion binding; DNA-binding transcription factor activity, RNA polymerase II-specific. The transcript has 4 exons.